AAAUAAAUAUAAUUGUUCACUACCAGCCAGUUGACCUAUCUCUCUCUGUACCUCUUUCUGUUUCUCUUUUUCUCUCGGACAAAUUGCUUGGUUGGUGAUGGAGUCUGGUGAUCAACAAACUCCAGAAAAUUCAGGUGAUCAGCAAGUUACAAGCCAAGUAGCUGCUGCAAAGUCCUAUGAGUGUACUUUUUGCAAAAGGGGGUUCUCUAAUGCACAAGCUCUAGGAGGGCACAUGAAUAUUCACAGAAAAGAUAAAGCAAAGCUCAAGCAAGUCUCCUCAUCAACAAAUGUUGUUGAAACCAAACAACAACAAAGAUUGCUUUUGGAGAUCCCAAAGAUGCCACCCACUUACUCUCCAAUACUUCCCAAGAUCAAUCAGAGCAUCACUACUUUGGAAGCCAUUAACAUGCCUCAUGCUGAUCAUAUCGAAAGAAGUGCUACAACAAUAAGGGGAUCAUCAUGGCCGGCUGAUUGGUUUCUCAAUGCUAAAGAAGGUGAUAAUCAAUUAAACCAAGUCCAACAACUUCCACUGUUUUCUCAAGCACCAUCAGAUCAAGAUCAUCAAUAUCAAGGUGGACAACAACAACAACCAGAAGUUCAAGGGGAUCAAAGUGAAAAGGGUUCAGAUUUAGACCUUGAGCUUAGACUAGGGCCCGAGCCUGAAGAUUCCUCAUCAACGUCGGCAAAAGCUACUACGAGAAAGUUUUUUUGA
This is a messenger RNA of Rosa chinensis, 712 nucleotides long. Its product is annotated as zinc finger protein ZAT5. The coding region runs from base 98 to 712 and encodes 204 amino acids. NCBI's taxonomy places the organism in Eukaryota, Viridiplantae, Streptophyta, Magnoliopsida, Rosales, Rosaceae. The transcript has a single exon. The record is from RefSeq and is a predicted model, not a curated record.